Megalops cyprinoides (Indo-Pacific tarpon) is the source of this 1951-nucleotide messenger RNA. RefSeq names its product complement component 9 (gene c9). The transcript is spliced from 11 exons. The record is from RefSeq and is a predicted model, not a curated record. Gene Ontology annotation, biological process: immune response. Gene Ontology annotation, molecular function: protein binding. Gene Ontology annotation, cellular component: membrane attack complex. NCBI's taxonomy places the organism in Eukaryota, Metazoa, Chordata, Actinopteri, Elopiformes, Megalopidae. The coding region runs from base 16 to 1812 and encodes 598 amino acids.
CAUCAACUCGCCACCAUGAAGACUGUAGCCACGUUCUGUGUCAUUGUAUGCAUUCUGUACAAGAUCAUAUUGGUUGUUGGGGAUGACCAAGUCGAGGGUCAGUCUGUUCAGUCACGGCGGACUGCGCGGGAUGUGACUGACCCAGCCGCAAUCGACUGCAAGAUGAGCCCCUGGACAGAAUGGAGCAACUGUGACCCCUGCUCCAAAAUCAUGUUCCGCUCUAGGAGCGUGGAGGUUUUCGGUCAGUUUAAGGGCCUGGCCUGCACGCAGCCCCUCGGAGAUCGCAAGCCCUGCAGGACAGACCAGGCGUGCGAGGAGGAGCUGCCCCCGCAGUGCUCCAGCACAGAAUUCGAGUGUGAAUCAGGCACCUGCAUUAAGAAAAGGCUGGUAUGCAACGGGGACAAUGACUGUGGGGACUUUUCCGAUGAAGAUUGCGAGCAGGACCCCCGCCGGCCCUGCGGCAAUCAGGACCUGCAGCUGUCCGAGCUGGGAAGGACCGCUGGAUAUGGCAUCAACGUGCUAGGCUCAGAACCCAGAAGCAAUGCCUUCAACAACGACUUCUUUAACGGGCUGUGUACCCGCGUCAGGGACCCGAGCACCUUGGAAUAUCACCGUGUACCGUGGAACGUCGCGACUUUGAACUACGCUACAAUCUCAGAAGAGUCCUUUUCCAAGGAGAUUUAUGAAGAUACCAGCUCACUGCUGAAGGAGAUUCUGGAGGAAAGAAAAAGCUCUCUGAGUCUGGGACUCUCUUUCAAAUUUAAACCCACAGAAUUAAGUCUGAGUCCAAAUUCAACAGCGAAUGCAAAUAUAGAUUUGCAAUAUGGACAUUCCGACAGCAUAAAGAAAAUAACUGAAUAUUCCUCAACUAAGAACCGGAGUUUCAUGAGAGUAAAGGGCAAGGUGCAGCUGAGCACCUUCAGAAUGAGGUCACGUGACCAAAUGACGACAGAGACGUUCCUGGAUGACGUGAAGUAUCUGCCGGUGGAGUACGCCAAGGGGGAAUACUUCAGGUUCAUGGAGGAUUAUGGAACACACUAUGCGGCAUCUGGGAAGGAGGGAGGCGAAUAUGAGCUUGUCUACGUGUUAAAUAAAGAUACCCUGAAGACCAAAAAGCUGACAGAGCGAAACAUCCAGGACUGCCUCACCCUAGACAUGUCUAUUGACUUCCAGGGUACCCCCAGUCUAGAGAAAGCAAAGGCACACGUUAAACCUGGCUUCUGUGAUGACGUGAAGACCUCAGAGGAUGGACAGGGCGAUGGGAAGGCACUCAUUGACAAGGUGGUGACAGCUGUCAAGGGGGGGACGAUCCAAACCGCCACACGCUUCAGGACGCAGAUACAGAGGGAUGGUGUGCUGGAUGUGGAGACCUAUGUGCAGUGGGCCAAGUCGCUCGAGGUCGCCCCUGUGCUGAUAAACAACCAGCCCGAGGCCAUCCACUCCCUCAUUCCACUGAAGAUGCCCCACGCCGAAGCCAAGCGGGAGAACCUGCAGAGGGCCAUCGAGGACUACAUCGCCGAGUACAGUGUGUGCAAGUGCCAGCCCUGCCACAAUGGAGGCACCAUCACCCUGAUCGAUGGCCUGUGCCACUGUCUCUGCCCCCCUGAGUUCGAAGGGCUGGCAUGCCAGACAAUCAAGUCGGAUCUUCUGAAAGAGCGUGGCGAACCCAUCCCCCAAGAAGGAAAUUGGGGUUGCUGGUCUGCAUGGAGCAGCUGCAGUGGAGGCCGAAGGUCUCGAACCCGCAGCUGUAACACCCAGGGCCUGACCGGUGCAUCGUGCAAGGGGGAGACCCUCAGCACCGACUACUGCUGAAACACAGCUGUGGCACAGUCAGGGCCCGCUCUCUGUCACACAAACAAACUGCAAAGCAAAAUGGAUUCCCUCUCAUCAGCAGUUGAAUGUUCUACAAACCUUUUCACUUUUUUAAAGCACGUAAAUUCUGAAUUAUUUG